UGUAAUUUACCGUUAUACAAAUCCCGUGGAUGGACGGGUGCCACAACCGGCGGUUUGAUUGAAAAAUUUCACGCUUUUUUUGUUACAUUUGAAGCGAUGCGCCUUUCUUCAUCUCCAUUAACGGCUUUUGCGAUUCCAUGCUCCUUAAAUUCUUCCCACCUUUCAUUCUCACAGUUCGUAUCGAACGUCAGUUGUUCUCUGCUCUUCCUUCUCCAACUUUUAUUAGGUCUCCUUCAAAUGGCAAAGUACACGAGGACGCAUCCCUCAGACCCAUCACACCUUACCGUUCUGGUAGAAUGAAAGCCUCAAUGGAGAUUUCCGAAGCGACAAAUGUCGCUGCAUCCCAUUCAGGUGAUUCGUUUUGUCCAAACAUUUCGAAAGUAGCAGCAAAAUUGAAGUUUCUUCCUGAAGGAAGACAAGUACAUUUACACAUAGUGAAAUUAGGAUAUUAUCACUGUCAAUCUUUGCAAAACCAUCUCUUAAGUUUCUACUUGAGGUGCAAAGCGUUUGCCGAUGCAAAUAGAUUGUUUGAUGAAAUGCUUGAACGAAAUGUAGUGUCUUGGAAUACAAUGAUCUCAGGAGCUGUGCGCUGUGACCCUAGUUCGCAGUCAAGCAAUAACCUCAGUUUGUUCUAUUUUAGGAAAAUGCUGGCAGAAAGGGUGGAGCCCAACCAUAUUACUUUUAUUGGUUUGCUCCGAACCUGCACCGAGCUAGAUGACAUUGAGUCUGGGAAACAGUUGCACUCUUUUAUAUUGAAAUUGAGAUUCAAUUCAAAUUGCUUUGUGAACACUGCACUUGUUGAUCUAUAUGCGAAAUGCACUUUGGUGGAUGAUGCACGCCGAGUGUUUGAUAAUGUUCUUUUGAGAGACCUGGUUUGUUGGAAUGUGAUGGUGUCUUGCUAUGCUUUAAAUGGUAAGGGGGAAGAGGCUUUUGGAAUCUUUCGGUUGAUGCAGUCUGAAGGUGUAAAUGGGGAUGAUUUUACCUUUACUAGUCUGUUAAAUGCAUGUGGAAUUCUGGGCUCUUUUCCAUUAGGGAAACAGCUACAUGGUUUCAUUUAUAAAAUGUCCUUUGAUUUGGAUGUUUUUGUGGCUAGUGCACUUGUUGAUAUGUAUGCAAAGACUGGAAGUAUGGAGGAUGCUCACAAAACUUUUGAUGGGAUGAUAAUUCAGAAUUUAGUGUCCUGGACCACCAUGAUUGUGGGCUAUGGGCACCAUGGCGAUGGGAAGGAGGCUAUGAAACUUCUCAAAAGAAUGAUCCAGGAAUAUUUUAUGCCUGAUGAGCUAACAUAUGCUAGCAUCCUUAGCUCAUGUGCCAAUUUGGCUGCUACUUGUGAAAUAUUCCAAGUUCAUGCCCAUCUGUUGAAAAGAGGGUUUGGAGGCUUUUUAUCUAUCGGGAACUCUCUAGUAAAUGCAUAUUCCAAGUGUGGAAAUAUUGCUGGUGCAUUCCAAUCUUUUAAUUCAAUCUUGGAGCCCAACCUUUUUACCUGGACUUCAAUGAUUGGUGCUUCCGCAUUUCAUGGUCUUUCUAGGGAGGCCAUACAACUUUUCGAGACAAUGCUUUCCAAAGGGGUAAGACCAGAUAGAAUUGCAUUCCUUGGGGUCCUCUCAGCCUGCAGCCAUGGAGGUCUUGUGGAUGAGGGGUUUCACUACUUUACUUCAAUGAUAAGGGAUUACCAAAUUUCCCCAGAUUCAGAGCAUUAUACUUGUCUGGUUGACCUUCUUGGCAGAGCUGGUCAUCUGGAUGAGGCUUAUAAUGUUCUGAUUAAUAUGCCUAAUGAACCUAGUUGUAAUGUCUUGGGAGCAUUUAUUGGGGCAUGUAAGAUCCACAAAAAUGUCGGAUUGGCGAAGUGGGCAGCAGAAAGGCUUUUCAAGUUAGAACCAGAUGACCCUGUGAAUUACACAAUCAUGUCUAACCUUUAUGCUUCAGUAGGACAUUGGAUUGAUGUGGCAAGAACACGCAAGACAAUGAGGGAGAAGUGUGGUUAUAAGAUGCCGGGUUGUAGCUGGAUGGAGGUUGGUGGUGAGGUUCACACAUUUGUAUCUAGUGACAAAUCACACCAUCAGGCACCUGAGUUGUAUGCUAUGUUACAUAUGUUGCUUAGGGUAAUGAAGGAGGAAGAUUAUGCAUACAAUGUGGACUUUCUGCUCCACCCUGUUUAGAGUUGAAUGUAUUCUAAGCUAGGUAUGGACCUCAUAUUGAUGACUACUUGAUGAGCAUUCCCAGUGGUGGUCAUCUCAUAGAUAUGACUCCUGCUCAACAUUCUGAGCAAAAACACGGAAUAUUCAAGUCAUUAACAGCUGCAAACAAAGUAGGAUAUUUGAGUGCACAUUGAUCCACACCAAAUUUCUACAUCGAGUUAUGGAAUUGGGGCUGUGCCAUCUUCUGCUUUGACUCAAUUUGGACCCGAGUUUGGGCAUGAACUACCACUCAGGGAGUUGCAAUUUGUGGUAUCCAUAUCAGGCACAAAUAAGUCCUUUCAACACCAUCCGAGGUCCGUGGCGUGCACCAUUCAUCCUCCAAGGUGAAUGAUAGUGUGCCACGCCGUCGUUCUCCAUAUUGGCCUUGUUGAGCAGCUCGACCAGAUGUCAUCCACAUCAGCAUCCACGUGGCUGUUCAAAUGGGGUGGUUUAUGCUCCCAUCAGCCAUUAUAAACAACACAACAGUUUCUGCCAUAUGAUGUUGAUUUGGGACGUUCACAAACUCCACCAUCCACUCAAGAAGGUAGUUUCAACAAGAUUGACACCUCAGUGUUUAGUGAAGCUAUCAUUUCAUCAAUUGAAGCGGAAGAUGUUUCCCCACGUCUUAAAGAUGUAAUGAUUUUUUUGUUGUUUUGGAUCAAUUGAAGGUAUAGCGAAUUUCAGGAAAUUAAGUUACAUAGAUAAUAUAGUAUUAUUCUACUGUAUUGGGACUCAAAUAGUCACCAACAAACUAUUUAAUGUUUCCUCCCUGCAGAAUAUGAAGGACAAAAUCCAAGAAAUGGAUGAUGAUAAUGUGAUGCUGUAACAUGAUUGUAUACAGGGAUAUGCCCUGUCAGUUUUUUAUCCUUGUCCAUCUGAAAAGGCUGUGCUUCUGUUGUGAUGCAGGAAACGGCAUUCAAUCAUACUGUUAAUGCAUAGCAAGUAAGACCAGCAAUUGGGAGAAUUCUUCAACUGUUUGAAAUGGAAGUUUACCAGGAAAGGACUAUUGGAGGCACAAGGGGUUUCUGUGUUUAUAUUUGGUCAAUGGCAUUUCUAUGAGAGAACGUGUCUAUUCCAACACUUCUCUUGGUUAUUUGUGACAAAUCAAAUUUAAGGAGACUGCCGUAACACAAAACAUACGACUCAUUUUCCCUUGUGAUAUCUUUGAUUUCUAGACCUUAAUUGUGAGGGUUCUGGUGGUUUGGGUAGAUUAAAAGCAGAAAGAUGAUGAAGAUUGCACAUGCACUGGAGGGAGCUGUCGUGAAGCAUUGUUUUUCGAAGGAAAAAAAGAAAUGG
Molecule: messenger RNA, 3473 nt
Organism: Nelumbo nucifera (sacred lotus)
Lineage: Eukaryota; Viridiplantae; Streptophyta; Magnoliopsida; Proteales; Nelumbonaceae
Product: pentatricopeptide repeat-containing protein At2g46050, mitochondrial
Biological process (GO): RNA modification
Molecular function (GO): protein binding; RNA binding
Source: RefSeq, a predicted model, not a curated record